Messenger RNA from Dictyostelium discoideum AX4, 234 nucleotides. RefSeq lists its product as hypothetical. NCBI's taxonomy places the organism in Eukaryota, Evosea, Eumycetozoa, Dictyosteliales, Dictyosteliaceae. The record is from RefSeq and is a predicted model, not a curated record. The transcript is spliced from 4 exons. Bases 1 to 234 code for a protein of 77 amino acids.
AUGGAAUGUCAAUCUUUUUUGAAAUUUUUAUAUUUAUNUNUAAAAAAAAAAAAAAAAAAAAAAAAAAAAGAAAAGAAAAUUAAUAAGUUUUUUUUUUUUUUUUUAUUUUUUUUUUUUUUUUUUUUUUUUGAUUAUUAUUUAUACACUUUAAAUUAUAUAGUUUGUGUGCAAAUAAACAAAGCAAAAAAAAAAAAAAAAAAAAAAAAAAAUUUAAGAAAAAAUUUUUUUUUUUAA